AUGGAGCGGAUCCAAAUUCGCAUGCCCCAGAACGGCGAACCAGCUUUAUGGGUGGCGGUGCAGCAAAAUAGAACCGAUAUUUGUCGUCUUCUACUAGCACACAAUGCAGAUCCAGACUUGAAAGACUUCGUGAUCGAACAAUCGACUCCAUUACUAUGCGCAACGAUGAACAGCAAUAUGGAUUUAGUCAAGCUACUUGUCGAUAAUGGAGCUGACGUGAAUAAGUCAGUAGGCCGCAAGUACACUCCAGUGUAUGGGGCUACACAUUCUCAGAAUACUGAGAUUGUUCAGUACCUUCUCUCUCACAAUGCAAAUCCAACUCUCGCCUGUUCACUUGGCUCGACCCCCAUGCACGUCGCAGCAUAUCAAGGAUCCUCAGAAAUAGUGCGGCUGCUUGCUGAGGCCAAAGCCGACAUUGACUACUGCGAGAAUAGUGCCUUGAUGUCAGCAAUUCAUAUCAUGUCCGAUUCCGCCGAAGUUCUCCGUAUUCUUCUCGAGUACGGUGCCGAUAUCAACAGAAAAGAUUCGGCCGGGCGUACGGCAUUAGACGCCGCCAUUGUCAAUAACCAUCCCAACAUCGUCAAACUGAUGCUUAGCGAAUCGAAAGUCAAGCCCGACUUCUCACGUGAAAGACUACUGGAGGCAGUCCGCAACGGCUACACUGAAGUCGUUUCCUUGGUUCUCGAGAGUGGUGCAGAUGUGAACAUGUUAGAUGAAGGCAACGCGUCGCUUACAGCUUUGGCUAUGCCACUUAAGGACGCCAGUAUGAUACGCACAGUCCUCGAAUACGGUCCAGAUUUGAGCAUUAUAGAUAAACGCGGGAACACAGCACUUCAUCGCAUCACAGCAAAUACUCCUGUGGAGUCGGUUCGGCGCGUGGUCAAUGCCGGUGGUCAACUGCAUGUAGGCUCCCUGAAUAAUGAAUAUGAGACCCCUCUCAUAAUAUCAAUUAGGGCCUGCAAUAUGGAAGUUUUCAGCUAUCUAAUGACCAAGAGCCUCGUGUCCGAUACCCUGAACAUCGCUUACUCCCCCAGAGAGGACAUGGUACAAAUCCUGAUCAAGAAUGGCGCGGACACCAACCAUGUUUGUCCCUCAGCAUACGGCACUCCAUUGAUAACAGCCCUCCAAAGACGGGGCAAAAAUAUUGACAAGUUGGUUGAAAAGAUAGUCAAGCUGCUUCUGGAACAUGGUGCCGUUCCAAAUCGUUUUGCAGGCUUUUUGGGAUUUCCCAUUAUAGCAGCCAGCAUAGCAUGCUCACCUAGUGUCAUCCAGUUGCUUCUUAGCCAAAAGGUUUCUGUCGACGUCACGGAUGCAUUUGGUAGAAAGCCAGCACAUUUUGCCUGUUACAACUCCCUUGAGGCUUUAAACAUCCUUGGGGUUCCAGAUUCAGACUUUGCUGUCAGAGACAUAGUCGGCAGGGUGCCUCUCCACUAUGCCGUGCUCAGAGGCCAGUUAGACCUUGUAGAAGAGGUUUUAGCACGCUCCAUGCGAGUUGGAGUUGGCAUCGACGUUCUUGAUUAUGAUGGCUGGACGCCACUCCUCUGGGCAGCGCGUGCCUCUAGAAUCUUCUCGUGCGAAGAAGAGCUACAGCGUCCGCAAUACGAUGCCGUGGUGUCGCUGCUCCUCAGCAAAGGAGCAGAUCCCAACGUACGCGGAGAUGGGCAAUGUAGGAACUGGUCAGUCUCUGAAGUUGCCUAUUAUCACGGCGCCGACAGCGCACGCAUCGCUCCCAAAGAUAGGUUUGAAAGCGCCGGUUUUGAGUGGAAUUCCAUAGUUGAAAUGCCGGGUUCAACUCGGUUGAAAUCUGCUCAAUCGCCAGAUGGAGAGGAUUUGUUGAAUGAGAAAGCGAAUGAGAGGAUCCAUUCUGAUGACGAAGUUAUAGAGGAAGAGGACCUGGUGCUCUGA
Messenger RNA from Trichoderma virens Gv29-8, 1905 nucleotides. RefSeq lists its product as uncharacterized. The record is from RefSeq and is a predicted model, not a curated record. NCBI's taxonomy places the organism in Eukaryota, Fungi, Ascomycota, Sordariomycetes, Hypocreales, Hypocreaceae. Gene Ontology annotation, molecular function: protein binding. Bases 1 to 1905 code for a protein of 634 amino acids. The transcript has 4 exons.